AUGGAAGAGAGACUGCGCAGCGAAAUAGCAGAUGCCAUAGUGGAAUGCACAGGAUUUGACAGGGAGGCAGUUAAGAAGGCAAUAAUGAGAAGCAAGAGCGUCAGAAAUGGCGACUUUAUGGUGCCAUUCUCGCAGCUGACAAGAGAUGAAAGCGUUAUAGAUAAAGUAAUGGAGAGCAUUAACAGGAGCCCGUCUUCUUCUGUUAAGAAAGCAGAGAUGAACAAGCAGGUGCUAUUUGUGUUUGUAGAUGUAAAGAAAGUGGCUAAAGAGCUGGUCAAGGACAUACUAAGCAGCAAAGAAGCAUACGGGUCUUCCGAGGAAGGAAAAGGAAAGACAGUUGCAAUUGACUUCAGCUCUCCCAAUGUUGCCAAAGUCUUCCAUGCGGGCCAUCUAAGAACUACGAUCAUAGGAAACUACAUACAGAACAUAUACAAGAAACUGGGGUACAAAACAGUGGCUAUUAACUACCUGGGAGACUGGGGGAAACAGUUUGGGUUCCUGGCCAUCGGGUACCAGAAGUACGCAGACCCAGAGGAAAUGAAAAAUGAUCCCAUCCGGCAUCUGAACAGCCUGUAUGUAAGGGUGAACCAAGAAGCAGAAAACGACGAAAGCGUGCACGAUGCAGCCAGAGACUUCUUUAAGAGAAUGGAGGAAGGAGACAAAGAAGCAUUGGACAUAUGGCGCAUCUUCAGAGAGAUAAGCAUUACCAAGUACAAGGAGAUGUAUGCAUCAAUGAACAUCCACUUUGAUGAAUAUUCAGGCGAAAGCUUCUACGGAGGACAGGCUGCCCUGGAUAACAUCCUGAGCAAGCCGUACCUACAGGACAGCGAAGACGGAUCAAAGAUAGCUGAUCUCGGAGCCCUGGGGAAUGUCAUUCUCAUCAAGCGAGAUAAAUCUACCAUCUAUAUAUCACGAGACAUACUGGCAGCUGAAGACCGCAUUAGGAAAUACUCUCCGCAUAAGCUCAUCUACGUGGUGGCCAGCCAGCAAGACCUGCACUUCAAACAGCUGUUUAAGCUGAUGGAAAAAGACGGGUACGAUCCCUCCCUCUUUCUGCACAUAAACUUUGGAAUGGUCAAGGGGAUGUCGACUCGAAGAGGAACUGUCACGUAUCUCUCUGAUAUCAUCGAUGAAGCACAGGAUGCAGUCCUUGAAAAGAUGAAAGACAGCCAAAAGAACGAUCAGAUCGCUGACAAAGAGAACACAUCGAGGAUACUUGCACUCUCUGCGAUUCUCAUCCAGGACUUCAAGGCCAAGCGCAUAAAGGACUAUGAGUUCGAUAUGAAAAAAAACACUUCGUUCAUUGGAGACACAGGGCCGUACAUCCAGUACACUUUGUGCAGGCUGUCGAGCAUAGGCAGAAAUGCCGUGCAUCCCAUUGGUGACGUGGAAGGCCUAGACUUCAGUCAGCUCGGGCACGAAAAGUGCUACGAGCUGCUCUUCUCUCUGGGCAGGUAUCCAGCUGUGCUCAGCGAAAGCAUCAGAGGCCACGAGCCAUCGGUCAUUGUUACGUACGUCCUUCAGAUGUGCCAGCUCGUGAACUCUAUAUUCAGGGUUGUGUGGGUGGCUAACCAGCCUGAAGAGGUGGCUAGGCCCAGACUGGCCAUGUACGAAGCAAUACGGUAUGUCCUCACCGAUGCCAUAAAGAUACUGGGAAUGAUUCCUCUGGAAGUCAUGUAA
Messenger RNA from Nematocida minor, 1680 nucleotides. RefSeq names its product arginyl-tRNA synthetase. The record is from RefSeq and is a predicted model, not a curated record. Gene Ontology annotation, molecular function: ATP binding; arginine-tRNA ligase activity. The coding region runs from base 1 to 1680 and encodes 559 amino acids. NCBI's taxonomy places the organism in Eukaryota, Fungi, Microsporidia. Gene Ontology annotation, biological process: mitochondrial translation; arginyl-tRNA aminoacylation. The transcript has a single exon. Gene Ontology annotation, cellular component: mitochondrion; cytoplasm.